Halichondria panicea is the source of this 2974-nucleotide messenger RNA. RefSeq lists its product as uncharacterized. The transcript is spliced from 7 exons. The record is from RefSeq and is a predicted model, not a curated record. The coding region runs from base 416 to 2857 and encodes 813 amino acids. NCBI's taxonomy places the organism in Eukaryota, Metazoa, Porifera, Demospongiae, Suberitida, Halichondriidae.
GCCUUACUUUUGUCGAAAUUCCAACUAUCGCACACUUUUGUUUUCUGGCUUAUUACGUCAUCAUUGCAAGGGCUGCGAAGUUGCUGUUCAGCCCAGCUUGUUCCUAAGGCAUGUAAGUCGGCUUGUGUCGGGUCAGAUUCUGCAUAACGCUGUUUGUUUUUGCUUACCGUGGUGCUAAAUCGUUCGAAAAUACGUGUCGUGCGAAGUUCCAUUGUUUACUCUAGCCAUAGAUACUGUACACUCCGUGGAUGUGAAACGUAGGUAGUAUACGGGUAGAUUACGGAGUAUUCGUGUUCACUCACUGCAACGGCAACCAGCUGCAGAAAUGGACACUUUUAGGGUUGUUUUCUUGCACAGCUGCACAUUUGAGGCUUCUGUUGAGGGGAGGGUCUGCUCUGUCUCGUAGGUGGGAGGUAUGCCAUAUCACAAGAGGAAGCGAAAGGGAGCUCGUACCCAUUUUUAUAGACCCAAGAAAAACACACAAGCACCGGUACAAGUAGAAGAAGAAUCCUCCUUCAACUUUGAAACCGUAUUGUCGUUGCCUAUUUCUACCUUUUGGAAGUGUAUCUCCAAUAGCUCUAGUGUUCAGCUAUACGAGUUUCAAGUUGGCACGGAAAAUGCGCUUCGAUUGGGAAAAGCAAUCACUGUGAAGUCUGAUCUAUCAUGGCAAGUAUUUAUCAACAUGAAGCAACUCCCAACUACAUGUAGGCUGUUGAGAGAUAUCCCAUCAACUGUUGAGUCCCCAUCAGCUGUAAUGAAUGUAGUUGAAACUGCUAUUCCUUGUCCUGGAAACCCAGAGAACCACUUCAUCUCCCUUGUUGAGAAAAGGGGUGGUAGCAUUCAGAGUGAGCGAGGAUCUGGAAUUGCUGUUGCUUACAUUGAUACGAGUGGACAACACCCCUCAACUGUGAGAAAAGUAGGCUGUGACUUGCUCUGUGAAAGAGUUAGCAGUGAACCUAGUCGAUGCAAAGUCUGUCAAGAUGUCCGUACCACACUUAGAUGUGCGAAUAGCCGUCAGAAAAAUGCUGAAGAAUCAAAUCGUACCCAAGCUACCAGCCAUACCAAGUACUCUGCUCUUGACCCAAGUGAGAAAAAUGCUCGUAUGAAGAGCAUGCACAAGUCGCUUGUACAAGUCAAGCAGCGAAACAAACGUUUGGAAGACAAGAUCAAAGAGCUUAUUGAGAAGAGUGGUGUUUUGCUCCAGCCAGAUGAUUCCUCUGACCUGUCAAGCAUCAUGAAUGAAGCAACUCCUCGCAUAGAGAAAGAAUUCCCCGUUGAUAGCCCACAGAGAAUAUUUUGGGAGCAGCAGCUUCAAUACAAUUCUCUAGCGAACAAAAGAGCAAUAAAGUGGCACCUGGUAAUUUGGUUUGCAUUAAAUCUUAAAUACCUCUCUUCAACAGCUUAUCGAGCUGUUCGUGAAUCCGGUAUAAUCAAAUUGCCUUCGGAGCGCACUCUUACAGAUUACACCCACUGGACCACCCCACACUCUGGAGUGCAAUAUGAGUUCGUUGAGCAGUUGAAAGAGAUUCUGGAGGGUGAGCUGCUCUCUAAACCACACAAUGUUUCCCUGUCCAUGGACGAGAUGAAGAUCAAGAACGGCCUAGUGUUCAACAAACACAGUGGCCAGCUAACCGGCUUUGUGGACCUUGGUAGUGUCAAUGCUGAUAUCGAGAAGGUGCUAAGUGAUGGUAUUGCCAAGACUGACAAGACCCUAGCUGACCACGCCUUUGUAUUCCUAGCAAGAGCUGUUUUCAAGCCAACCAUCGCGAUUCCUGUGGCUCACUACUUCAGUACAUCCCUUUCUGGCGAGAAAAUCUUUCCCAUAGUUUGGGAAGUGGUCAAGAGUCUAGAGCUUUAUGGCAUACCAGUGACCUCUCUAACCAGUGAUGGUGCUAAACCGAACAGGCGGUUUUACCGCCUGUGUCAGCCACAAGGAAGUAGAAACCUGCCCUACAAAUGUGUCAAUCCAUACAGAGAGGAUAAGGAUCUAUACUUCUUCUCUGAUGCCCCUCACUUGCUCAAAACAACCAGGAACUGUUUCAGCAACUCUUUCUCACAUUCAAGAAGUCGGAAGAUGCAGAAAAAGGGACAAGUGAUUAGUUGGAAGUCAAUUGAGAGUCUCUACCUGACAGAAACAUCCACAAGUACAAUGGGAGUCAGGCUUUGUCACAAGUUGACUAGAGAUCAUAUAUGGCUCACGUCAUACAGCCGCAUGAGAGUCUAUUUGGCUGCCCAGAUAAUGAGUGAGAGUGUUGCAACUUGUCUGGAAUACUUUGACAACGAGGGGACCCAACAGACCCAUCUCUUUAUUAGGAUGAUUGAUCGUUUUUUCAACUAUCUUAAUGUGAAGAGCCCACUAAUGUCUCAAUGGAAGAGGAAGGAAAGCAGGGCACCGUACAGGAGUCCAAGAGAUGAGCGGUUCAAGUGGCUAACUGAUGUAUUCCUCCAAUAUUUGGACGAGUGGGAGCAGGAGAUAGCAAGUACUCCUGGAGUCAGUAAGAAGGAGCAACGGAAAAUGGGGUUGAGUGCUGAAACCAUUGAAGGAUUCAGAAUCACAGUGACAUCAUUCACUGAACUUGCUCCAAAGCUGCUUGCUCUGCCAGGAGUAGAGUAUCUGUUAAGUGAGGUUUUCUCGCAAGACCCUCUCGAGCGCUAUUUCUCAAAGCAGAGGCACCGUGGAGGCAGCAAUGAAAACCCCACAGCAGCUCAAGUCCCUUACAAUGCAUCCACACUCAUUCAACAGAGAGCCGUUUACAAAGAUAUAAAAACAAUGAACAUUGAAAGCGAGAACUCCUCCCUUGGCAAGUUGUCAGAGCCACUUCAAAAACGACCUCGUAACACCUUUAUGUCCGAUUAAUAUUUAACAUUUCUUAUAAUUGCCAUUAACAAAUGGAUCACAUAAUAUAAUUAUUGAAGUGUGCUGUAAUACAAAUUAAUUGUACAUGAUUUGAUAUGCAUCGUUAGCAUAAAAUUA